Molecule: messenger RNA, 14920 nt
Organism: Pan troglodytes (chimpanzee)
Lineage: Eukaryota; Metazoa; Chordata; Mammalia; Primates; Hominidae
Gene: RFXAP
Product: regulatory factor X associated protein
Exons: 4
Coding region: 161-1015 (284 amino acids)
Biological process (GO): regulation of transcription by RNA polymerase II
Cellular component (GO): nucleus
Source: RefSeq, a predicted model, not a curated record
CUGACGCGCGGGCUGCGGUCGCGCAGGCGCAGUCGGGGCGCCUUCGCGGCAUAGGCGCCUUUUACCCCAGCGUGUCCUGAGUCUUUGGUUCGCGAAGUGCCGUUAGGCCAGGCAGGUGCUAAAAGCCCGGGGUCGUGGACCCCGGCCAGGUCUUAGCAGCAUGGAGGCGCAGGGUGUAGCGGAGGGCGCGGGGCCGGGCGCGGCCAGCGGCGUGCCCCACCCCGCGGCCCUAGCCCCGGCUGCGGCUCCCACCUUGGCGCCAGCCUCGGUGGCGGCCGCGGCCUCUCAAUUCACCCUGCUAGUGAUGCAACCCUGUGCUGGGCAGGACGAGGCUGCGGCCCCCGGGGGCAGCGUUGGGGCGGGCAAGCCCGUUAGGUACCUGUGCGAAGGGGCCGGGGAUGGCGAAGAGGAGGCUGGGGAGGACGAGGCGGACCUGUUAGACACUUCGGACCCUCCGGGGGGAGGCGAGAGCGCGGCUAGUUUGGAGGAUCUAGAGGACGAGGAGACUCACUCGGGGGGCGAGGGCAGCAGCGGGGGCGCCCGGAGGCAGGGCAGCGGUGGGGGCAGCAUGAGCAAGACCUGCACCUACGAAGGCUGCAGCGAGACCACGAGCCAGGUGGCCAAGCAGCGCAAACCGUGGAUGUGCAAGAAACACCGCAACAAGAUGUACAAGGACAAGUAUAAAAAGAAGAAGAGCGACCAGGCCCUAAACUGCGGUGGGACUGCCUCGGCUGGCAGCGCGGGAAACGUCAAACUCGAGGAAAGUGCAGAUAACAUACUCUCCAUUGUUAAACAAAGAACAGGAUCUUUUGGGGAUCGUCCUGCAAGACCUACUCUUUUAGAACAAGUGUUAAAUCAAAAAAGACUGUCGUUACUAAGAAGUCCAGAAGUAGUGCAAUUUUUACAGAAACAGCAACAGCUAUUAAAUCAGCAAGUUUUGGAGCAAAGACAACAGCAGUUUCCAGGAGCAUCAAUACUUUCUCAGCUACCCCUGCAGUUGAGUGUGGCCAUAUGAGUAAAUUCUGGCCAGUGAGAUGUAAGCACAGGUGAUAAGUGCAACUUCCAGAUGGCAGCCCGGGACAAGCAGCCCAUUUCCUCUCUUCCUCCAUCCUGCUGCCAGGAAUGUGGACAAAUCAAUGGAGCAUCUAUGGGCCAAAUGAGGGUCAUUCACUGGGGAAGGCGGAGUAACAAAAUAGAAGGAAUCUGUGUCCCUGGAUGUCCUCAAGGAACUGAGCCACCACACUAGCAUGGGAUGCCCUUUCAACUACUAUGGGAAAAAGAAAUGGAGUAUAUUGUUUCUACCAGUUAUGAUGAUGGUAUAACCACGGUUGUUGUUAUUGUGACAGCCAGCCAAAUCUGUUUUCUAAAUAAUACUAUAGGGAAAAGGAUUGACAAGUGGCAUUAAGGACUUGGCCUACUGGAAACCAGGAAUUUGUAAUGGCAAUCUGCAGUUAUGUGAUGCUGUUUCACUGGGCUCAGCCAUCUGUAUUAGUAGGAAACAUAGAUGAUAGGCUUGAUGUAGGGUUCAUUUGGUGCAAGAAAGUAAGGGAUGAGGACGUUAGGAUGCUUCUGAAAGGACUUUUAGGAAUAGGUUUGAGCUGAGCAGAGAAGAAAUGAGGCUAAUGGAGACUGGAGGUUCCUAUGACAUUGCAGUGUAAGUGUCGGAAGAAUGAGAGCACAAGGUAUUUCAGCUAGGAAUCUGUGGACUCAGGAAGUGAGCAGUACUCAUUACACUCAAUUAGUGACAGCCCCAAUUUUUAUUCUAUAAUAUUUAUCAAUACACUUGGCCCUUAGAAAUGCUCAGCAGCUAGACCAUUAGGCUUCUGCUUGAAGAGUUGAUUUGGAGCAAUUAAAUAAGCCUUUAGGAUUUAAUGGCAGGAAAGUCACUCAGGGAGGACCUACCUCAAGGAGAAGCUCAAAGCAUUUUGCUUCAGCUCAUCAAACAGAGCUCUGGAGCAUUGCGAAAACGAUUUUUAAAAUGGCAAGACAAAAAAAGUAGAAAACUAUGGAAUAAUGUUUUGCUUCAGGUGUAGCUAAUCCAAACUGCCACAAAGGAAAAUUGGGGCACUGGUGGUGUGGGAUGAGAGGGUUCAGUAGUCAGGAGACAAUCUUUUGUUGAAAUGAUCUUUUAUAUUGCUUGAAUUCUUACCAUGCAUAUAUUACCUUUUCAGAAAUGUUGUUCUUACUACAAACUAAAAAAAAAUCUUGUUAGAAAUUGAUGUCCAGGCAUGGUGGCUCAUGCCUGUAAUCCCAGCAUUUUGGGAAGCUGAGGAGGUGGAUCACCUGAGGUCAGGAAUUUGAGACCAGCCUGGCCAACAUGGUGAAACCCCUUCUCUACUAAUAAUACAAAAAAAGAAAAAAAAAAUAGCCGAGCAUGGUGGCACGUGCCUGUAAUCCCAGCUACUCAGGAGGCUGAGGCACAAGAAUCACUUGAACCCAGGAGGCGGAGGUUGCAGUGAGCUGAGAUUGCACCACUGCACUUCAGCCUAGGCAACAAAGUGAAACUGUGUCUCAAAAAAAAAAAAAAGGGAAGAAACUGAGAUGUGUAGACAACUUGUGCUUACAGUAAUUGCUCCUUUGCUUUCUAUUUUUCUAAAAAAUUUCAAAAAAUGUUUUACUUGUGAAUCUUUAUUUACAUAUAUGUGACACUUAUGUGUAGUGAGAUUUACAGGCCUUGGAGUUUACAGGCCAUCCUGGGGUCCAAAAUAUAUACUUCCCUGCUGGAGAUACACCAAGAAAGUAUAAUCUAAAAACAAUAUGACAAAAUCUGCCAAUUUUCUAGCACUUUAUAGUUUUCAAAACAAUUAUGCAUAUUUGCUUGCUCUCCACAACAAUCCCGUAAUGCAUGCACAAUUAUUAGUUUAUAAACACAGAAGCAGACUUUUCAAGGUUAAAUUACUUGCUCAAGACUGCACAGCUAUUGGACUUAAAUCCAGGCCCUCUGAUUCCAAAUGACUUACUGCACAAUGUUGGAAGCUUUCGUCACGGGCCAGUGCAAUCUGGACACGCCCCUUGCAUUUCGGCAGUGGAUGCACCAUCAUGGGGCCAUAAGAAUAAAGCCUUUGCACAAAUUAAGCCUUGAUUUUUGGAAUGUGUUAAAAGACAGAUUUUAUGUUAACCUUAAUUAUAUUAUUUUAGGAAGUAUUUUCAUUUGUGCUAAUUUAUUUGAACCUCAAAACAUUGCAAGGCAAGUAGUAUUGUCCUUGUUUUGACAUGAGGAAAGCAACUCAGAGAAGUUAAAGUGACGUAUAAACAGGUCAUAUUGUUAGAGCCAGAGCCAAGAUUUGAACCUAAAAUUGUCUCCAGAAAUGAUGCUUUUUCCAGAAUAGUAUGUUGUUGCUAAAGUAAAAACUAACACUUUCAAGUGCUUAGUUUAUUUUUUCUUGAGAUGGAGUUUCACUGUCGCCCAAGCUGGAGUGCAGUGGCACGAUCUCAGCUCACUGCAACCUCUGCCUCCCGGGUUCAAGCGAUUCUCCUGCCUCUGCCUCCCGCGUAGCUGGAAUUACAGGCAUGCACCACCACGCCUGGCUAAUUUUGUAUUUUUAGCCAAGACAGGGUUUCACCAUGUUGGCCAGGCUGGUCUUGAACUCCUGACCUCAAAUGAUCUGACUACUUUGGCCUCCUAAGGUGCUGGGAUUACAGGCGUGAGCCACUGCGCCCGACUGCAAGUGCCUAUUCUAACACAGUAGGCCCUUCAAUAAAUGCUAAGUAAUUAAAUUUUUUUAAUGAAACUUUCUGUAUGCAUACACAUAAAUUUUAUAUAAAUACAUUAAUAAUCGUAUUGUAUAUACUGAGAGGUUUUUGUUUAACUUUUUACCCCCUUCUGUUCCUUUUUAAAAUUUUCUUACCCUCUGUCUUCCAUGCACCACCCAACUUCCAGGUAACCUUUGUCAGCUACCCAGUAUGUAGUCUGUUUUUUUCAUGUUUGUAUAAUUAUAUAUGAACACAUAUAUACAUUUAGAAUUGUCAUUGUUACAUAAAAGUGUGGGCAUAUUAUACGCGCUGUCAGUAUAUUGCUUUUUUAUACAGUACUGUGUAGAAGUCCCUCUGAGUCACUUGUAUAGCUCUAAGUCAUUCCUUUAGAUGACUGCAGAGUAUCUCAUGAUAUGAAUGCAUCAUCAUUUAUUCAACUAUUCCACUGUUGAUAGGCAUUCACUUGGUGUCAUUUUCUACCACUAUGAACAGUGCUGCAGCAGACAUCCUUGUAAUGUGUCCUUAUAUAGCGGUAUAUAUUGGUGGUUUUAUGGCCUCGGGAUUGACUUCCAGAAGUGGGAUUGCUGAGUAUAGGGCUACAUGUUUCCUUUAAAUAGAUGUUGUUAUAUUCCUUUCCCCAGGAAAUCUGUAACACUUAACAUGUUUACCAGCAAAUGAAAAAGAAUUAAUUUCCCUCACAUCUUUGCCAGUAUUAUUACAUUUAUUAGCGUUUCCUGGAAUACUGGUAAAUUAAAGCAUCUUUUCUUUUCUUGUUCUUUUUUUUUUUUUUUUUUUUUUUGAGAUGGGGUCUCACUCUGUUGCCUAGGCUACAGCGCAGUAGUGCAGUCUCAGCUCGCUGCAACCUCAACCUCCUGGGCUCGAGCGAUUCUCCUACCUCAGCCUCCUGAGUACCUGGGACCACAGGUGCAUACCACCACUCCUGGGUAAUUUUUAUAUUUUGUGUACAGAUGAGUUUUUGCCAUGUUGCCCAGGUUGGUCCCAAACUCCUGGGCUCAAGCAAUUUGCCCAACUCAGCCUCCCAAAAUGCUGGUACUACAGGUGUGAGCCACUGUGCCCAGCCUAAAGUAUCUUUUUAUAUGCUUGCUGUUUAUUUUGAUUUGCUGUUCUGUGAAUUGCUUAGUCAUAUCUUUUGCUUAUUUUCUGUUAGGCUCCCUUUUUCUAGCUCAGGGUGUAAAAAGUCUGAUUAAUAUCAUGAAAUUUAACCCUUUGUCACUUCUAUCCUGUUUUUUUCCAAAUCUAAAAUGUGUUCGUUUACUUUUUUAUGGUAUCAUUUGCCAUAGAAGCUUUUACUUUAUGUGUAUUUCAAUAUGUCUGACAUUUCUUUUAUGGCUUCUUGGUUUCUAAUCUUGGUUUAAAAAGUCUCAAGUUGGAAUCUUUCAAAUGAUUACUGAUUUAUAAUGUCCCAUUUCUUUUUCUAGAAUUAGAAAAUAUAAUUAAUAUGAAUAUUGUCAAAUAGCUCUAAUUGCUUUUGUGUAACUCAUUGAAAUGGAAAUUUUAGAAUUUUUUUAAAAUCAUUAUUACACCCUCAGUUUCUAACUGUCCUUAGUUUCUAACUUCCUUAGCUAGAAAAAUGAAUAUUAUACUCAUGACCACAGAUACUGUUGAAGGUACAUAGAUUAGGACCUGUGUGCAGAUAGCAGUUUAUUUGAAAAUGGGCUGAACUACCGUUUAUCUAGCAGACUUGCCUCACUAUAGAAAAAAAAAAAUCUGAUUUAAAUACUGCUUUUAUUGAGUUUGAAGUUAACAGUUGUUUUUAAAACAUUUUAAUGAAAAUACUUGACAUGUUUAAUAAUUAGGUGAGUUGAUCUCACCUUUUAAUCAAAAGAUGAGCUAUUUCCCCCAUUACGCCUAACGUGUAGUACUCCAUCCUCCAAAUAGCUGUUUGGAUUAUUCUAAAGCAUUGGCGAUGAACUUUCUAAAAAAUCAUCUACUGCAGCAAAAUAAAUCUUUCCUCUUCAGAGCUUUACCCUCGUAGCAGAAAAGGAUGUAGCCUGUCUUAAGAUGUAUUCCAUAAGCACAGAUGCUGAUUUUUAUGAGCUAUUUGUAGCUUGGGCUUUAGAGGUUCCAAGAGUAAGUGCAGCAUGAAAACAAAAACGGAAAGCUGAGGAAGACAACCAGAAGAUAAGUUAUGACUAGUGGGAUUUUCUGUUUGUGUUCCUCCUAUAAUUGCACCUCGAAUGAUUUACUCUUCUUAAAUUGGAGACCACAGUCAGCACUAAUAAGAUUUUAUACCGGUUGCCUUUGAAAAUCUAAUAAGCAGCAGGAUAUGUUAAUAGUAAUAUAUUAAUUAACAUUAAAUAUUAGCCUUAAAAUUGUUAGUGUUUAUUAUGGUAAUAUGGUUAUAUCAUUAAACUAUACAUGCAUACCUGCACUUCACCAUCAUGCUGAUUAGAAGCAUCUGCAGAAACUUGUGGGGGGCAUAGUGAGGGUAAUUGUGACAGCAAUCCUUUUCAGAAAAUGAAGGAAACCAGCCAGUGUGGUGGCUCAUACCUGUAAUCCCAGCACUUUAGGAGGCCAAGGCAGGCAGAUCACUUGAGCCCAAGAGUUUGAGACCAGCCUGGGUAACAUGGUGAAAUGCUGUCUCUACAAAAAAUACAAAAAUUAUCUGGGCAUGGUGAUGCACACCUAUGACCCCAGCUUUUCAGGAGGCUGAGGUGGGAGGAUUGCUUGAACCCAGGAGGUUGAGGCUGCAGUGAGCCCUGAUCCUGCCACUGCACUCCAGCCUGGGUGACACAGCAAGACCCUGUCUCCAUAAACAGAACAAAAAAAAUGAGGGAAACUGAGUGUUACAGAGAUCAAUAUUUUUCUAAGAAAACCUAAAAUUGUCUGCUAGUAUGGAAACUCAAGUUUGCUUCAUAGCAGGGUGUGCUGAGACUCUUAUUUUUGAGUUCCUCUUAUACUUGCAGAGCUGGCCUUUUCUUUUUAAACUGUCCAUCAUGACAUGUACACCCUGCCUCUUGGGGUAGUUAGGUGAACCCUUUUGGCCAGGGAAAUGCUUGUCCAAGAAAAAACAAGCAUUGCUCUCUUAUCUGGGUGCCCUUCUCUGGGUAACAUGCCCAAAUGAUACAUUACUGUGUCUCCUCUAUUUCUUCUUCACCUCUUUAAUGCCAACAACAAAGAAUCACUUGCCUUUUGCAAUUAGUCUCAGACAUUUGCUACCUUUAAUGAGUUAUAAAGUCCACCCCGUAUCUCACUUUCCUCAAUAUGUCCUGCUUUGUUAGCAAUUGAAAGUCACUCUAGCCCCUGCCCAGGCCAGGGACUGCCCAUUCUGAAGGGCAAGAACAACUUAGAACUGAGACAUUCAGAGCAAAUCUCAGGUGCCCAGUUUGGAGAGGAAGGCUGAGUGCUGAGUGCUUUCUGAACAGCAGAUCACCAGUCCCUGAGUGUCUCUCUGGCUAUGUGCUGAAGGUCAGAUGCUGGGACCACUGUGGUGACUAUGCCAAGUGCAGCAGUGGCAGGAUCGGCAGUGUCCUCAGAGGCCAGUGCUGCCUGACUGCCUACACUGUGCCCUUGCUGGGAAAUGUAAUAGCUCAUCCCUAGUGUUAAUAAUAGUGCCGCAGGAUUUUUUGCUCCUUAGUUCAGCUAAAGCUGGGUUCUUGUCUCACAGCCAGGAAAAGUUAGGCACAAGGGCACAUUGAAGGGUGAAGAGGGCAGAAUUUAUCAAGUGAAAAGAAAACCCUCACCAAAAAAGGGGGGGUCCCACCAGUAGGCUCCCACCUCACAAAUUGAAUACCAGGUCACCACAAACAAGCUGAAGAGACCAGGCUCCUCCCCUGCAUAAGGCAUGAAUUCCUGGUGGCUCCACCCCAUUCCCUCAGUGUGCAUAUGAGCCCUUAGUCUGAGCCAUUCCAUAUUGAUUUAUUUCCCAUAUUGUGCACCUGUUAAGGGACAGAAUUUUUCACCGUGGGCAUGUUUAGGCAAGCCCCCUGUGCACAAUGACCUGGAUGGGUCAGAGGUUCUCUGGGGACCCUUCCCUGUCUGCCUAGGCAUUUGGCUCUCUCAUGCCUCUAUCAAUAGGAGGCAGGAAUAGAUGGGUUUAUUUCUAGCAGCCAAAAUGGCAAACCUUCUCACAUGAUCUUGGAAAAGGAAGUAAGAAUUUUGAACAGAAAUCUCUUAAAUAGUUGACCUACAGGCAUAGCAAGUUGAACAAGAUAUUGAUCAGAACCAGAGUAGCAACCAUAUAAUAAACUGCAGGUACUGCCUGUAUUUUGUGAUAAGCUGCUUUCCUGAGACGUCUUGAUGAACAGCAGGCAAAGUUUUGUCAACAUUCCAAACACCUGAAUGAUAGGCACAACUACAGGUUUGGCUACUGUUUCCGUGUGUUAGAUAACCGAAAAGCCCCAAAGCACGGUGGCUCAAAUAACAACCUUUUUUUUUUUCUUUUUCCUCACAAUGUUGUGGGUUGGCUGAACUUAGCUGAGAGUUUCUUCUGGUAGUCUUGCUUGGGGUAUCUCAUGAGGCCGCAUUCAGAUGGGAGUGUGGCUGUGACUGGACAGUCAAGAUGACCUCCCAUCCUCUAGAGCUGGAGGCUUCAAACCAAAGGCCCCUGUGCAAAUCCAACCCAUGCUCAGUUUUUGUACUGCCAUGAGCAGUAAUUUUUACAUUUUCAGUAAUUAAACCGCUUUUACAUUUUUUAAUAGUUGAAAAAGAAUUCAAAACAAAAAUAUUUUGUGAUAUGUGAAAAUUAUAUGAAAUUCAAAUUUCAUUGUCCACAGAGUUUUAUUGGAACAUAAUCACGACCAAGCUUAUUCACUUAUGUAUUAUUUACAGCUGCUUUUGCACUACAGUGGCAGCGCUGAGUGGUUGUGACAAUCACAGAGACCACAUGGCCCACAAAGCCAAAAAUAUUUACUAUCUGGGCCUUUAGAGAUUCUGCUGGCCCCUUCUCCAGAGCCUCUGUCCAUAGUCGUCUCUUUUUUUUUUCUUUUUUCUUUUUUUUUUUUUUUUUUUUUUUUUUUUUUUUGAGACAGAGUUUUGCUCUUGUCGCCCAGGCUGGAGUACAAUGGUGCGAUCUUGGCUCACUGCAAACUCUGCUUCUUGGGUUCAAGAAAUUCUCCUACCUCAGCCUCCUGAGUAGCUAGGAUUAGAGGCAUGUGCCACCACACCUGGCUUUUUUUUUUUUUUUUUUUUUUUUGUAUUUUUAAGAGACUGGGUUUCACCAUGUUGGCCAGACUGGUCUCAAACUCCUGACCUCAGGUGAUCCACCUGCCUUGGCCUCCCAAAGUGCUAGGAUUACAGGCAUGAGCCACUGCACCUGACCCACAGACAUCUCUUCAUUCAGUAGUCUAGCAUGGGGGCUUGCUCCCAAGAGUACUGUUCCAAGAAGACAUGCCCCAUUGUGCAAGUACUCAUUCAAACCUCUGCUUGCAUAAUGCUUGCUAACAUGGCAUUGGCCAAAUUAGGUCACAUAGCUAACCCAAAGUCAUGUGGGUGGCCAUCAACACUGGGAUGUGUGUGGCUCGUUGGAGGUCACUGAAGUGAAACCUACCGUAGUUACACAGUAAGUCAGUUAAAUUCUUGGUUUAUUGGACAGCUGACAGCUGUUAAGAAGGACCCUAUGUUAAAGGAAAUGGAUACAACCUAAUAACAUUAACAAUAGAUAAUGGUUUUUAACCAUUAACUUCCAUUGAUAAUGGUUCUGAUUAGAGCGCAAGAUAACUAGUGAAACGAGAAUUCCCUUAUCCCCCUUGCGGGGCAUGCGACAUGGGUAUGGCUCACUCUUUUGGUUUCCCUGUUGCUCAAACCCCUAGAAGGAGCAUGCAGACGGGCAGGUGCAGAGGCCGUGGGGAGCGCUUCUGGGCUCUGACCUCACGGCAGCAUCUAGGGAUGGCUGGCUGUGACUCCCGAAUCCCUAGUGGGCGUGUCUUACAGUGUGCUCUUUCAGCUUUGCCGUCUGCAGAAGGAUUAUGUUAAUCAGCUCGAUAGACCCUCUGCCUUAUUGCAAGGGCAGUGGCCAGUUUAACAGCUUUCUGUAUCCCAAGUUCUUGCCCAGUGUACAAGAAGAAUCGGAUGACACGUGGGCUUGAAGGAUGAGUGCAAGGUUUUAUUGAGUGGCGGAGGCUCUCAGCGAGAUGGAUGCGGAAUCGGAAGUGGGGGAUGGAGUGGGAACGUGAUCUUCCCCUGGAGUCCUGCUGUUCUCGGUAGACGGACGCCUCUUUCCUUCUCUGCCAUGCCGCCCUGCCACUCCCGCUCUUUGUCACUCUCUGCCACUCUCUUUCUCUGCUCCUCUCAAUGUCCAGCCACUUGUGUCUGUGCCUGCUAAGGUCUCAGGUUUCUAGGGCCAUGGGAUGGAGGCAUGGCAGGCCAUAGUGGUCUUGGGAAGUGCAACAUUUGGGUGCGAAAACAGGAAUCCCUGUUCUCACUUAGGUCUGUGGGCACAGGCCCGAGCGUGGAGCCCUCGCCUGGGGACCCCACCCUUCUCUACCCAGCACUUCCCUGCCUCCCUCUAGUAUCAGUAGUAGAGUCUUGUGAUAGGCUGGAUAAUGCCCCCACAAGAUAUCCAUGUACUAAUUCCAGGACUUGUUGAUGUUGUCUUAUGUGGCAAAAGGAACUUUGCAGAGGUGCUUAAGUUGAGGAUUCUGAGAUGGAGAGAUCAACCUGAAUUAUCUGGAUGGGCUCUAAAUGUAAUCACACAUGUCCUUACAAGAGGAACCCUUGCUUACAGAAGAACAAGAGAUGUGAUGAUGGAAGCAACAGGUUAGAGAGAUUCAAGAAAAGCAUAGCCAGCCAAGGGAAUGCAGGCAGCCUCCAGAAGCUAAAAAAAAAAAAAAAAAAAAAAAAAAAAAAAAAAAAAAAAAAAAAAAGAAAAGAAAAAAGAAAAGCAAGAGAAUGAUUCCCCUAGAGCUUCCCGAAAGAACUAGCCAUGCCACCACAUUGUCGUUAUCCCAGUGAGACAGAUUUCAAACUUGUGGCCUCAAGAACUGUAAGGGUAAGAACUGUAAAAUAAAUUUAUGCUGUUCUAAGCCACAAAAUUUGUGGCACUUUUUUACAGCAGCAACAGGAAAUUAAUAAAAAGCCUUCCAGUGGUAGGGGGUGAAUCUCAUUACAUUUCUAAGGCAAGCAUUGCUUAGUAUCUUGCUUAUUUAAAAGAUAAAUUUAGCUAGUAUACACAAUAGUGACCAACUAGAUUGUAUGCUAUAAUACUUGUAAGAAAAAUGAUUGCAUACUCUUUGUUUUCUUGUUUGAGACAGAGCCUCACUCUGUUGCCCAGGCUAGAGUGCAGUGGCACAAUCUCGGCUCACUGCAACCUCCACCUCCCGGUUUCAAGCUCUUCUCGUGCCUCAGUCUCCCAAGUAGCUGGGACUACAGGCACACACCACCACACCCAGCUAACUUUUGUAUUUUUAGUAGAGACAGGGUUUUGCCAUUUUGGCCAGACUAGUCUCGAACUCCUGACCUCAGGUGAUCCACCCGCCUCAGCCUCGCAAAGUGCUGGGAUUACAGGCAUGAGCCACCACACCCAGCCAACUGCAUACUCUCAAUCAAAAAACCAUUUCCCUCAAGUUAGAAUAUGCAAUAUUUAUUGUACAUUGAGUGCCCUCUGCUGCUUACCCAAAGCUUUCUAAACCUCAACCAAACUCGUAGAGAUAAAGCUUAUAAGCGGUGGGACAAUUUGGAGCCUUAAACUCCCAAAUUCUCAGAUGUCUUCCAACAUGAUUUUCCAAAGCAAUCUGUAGCAUGUCUGGAGCAAGGAUGGGGGGAUCAUGAUUCAGGGGGCCCCAAGGAGGGUCUAUCAUAGACUGUUGCUUUUUAAAGUAACUAGUAGCAAUGCUUUAAAUUGUCAUUGUAGAUUUAAGAACCUGUGGUUCAAAUGUCUCAGUUUAGUAUGCAAAACCCUUUAUCUCCAAGCUCCUGCCUAUUUCUGCCUCUCUCCUUUAUGUCAAGCCAUCAUGAUUUAUAUGGUAUAAUGCCAAUGGAUCAUUGUUUCACAAAAGUUCUUUCCAUUCCUUUUAGUUCUUUUCCACUCCUUCAGCAAGUUGAAGAGCGCUCUCUUGUCCUUCAGCACUGAGCUUUGUAUUUCCUUUUUAUGCCAAACCAGGAGAAACAAAUAGGAACUCUGCCAACUUUUGUUUGCAAACCCCUUUCACAGUAAUCUAUAAUCUCACAAACUCCCUUAGAAAAAAAAUCAAUUUAACAUUUUUUCAUGGUGUAUGAAAGAAAUGAUUUUGUUUAAAAUAUUUUAUUGCAUAUCAACAUGUUUCAAACAUUGUACUAUAAUCAUUUCAGUAUACCCUUCAGUAUUUAUUAAGACAAAUUUCACUUUCCACAUUCACUUAAUGAUGGGCUAUAUUUAAUUUGUUUUAAAAUAAUUGGGUCAAGAAAAGCAAGUGUGUUAACAAAUGAAUUGUAAAAUGGUAUUAUAUUUAGCUUGAAGACCGAAUGUAUAAGAAAGUAUAUGCUGUUAUGGCAUCAAAAAAGACAAAACACUUUUACAGCAUGAUGUUCAGAAUAUUUGAAAUUAUGCUUAAAUAUCAGUGGAUUAUUUUGAUGAUUUUUAUUUAUUUUUAAUUUUUUAUUUUUUUGAGACAGAGUCUCGCUCUGUCGCCCAGGCCGGAGUGCAAUGGCAUGGUCUCGGCUCACCACAACCUCCGCCUCCUGGGUUCAAACGAUUCUCCUGCCUCAGCCUCCUGAGUAGCUGGGAUUACAGGCACCUUCCACUAUGCCCAGCUAAUUUUUGUAUUUUUAGUAGAGACGGGGUUUCACCAUGUUGGCCAGGCUGGUCUCGAACUCCUGACCUCAGGUGAUCCACCCGCCUCAGCCUCCCAAAGUGCUGGGAUUACAGGCGUGAACCACCGCUCCUGGCCUGUUUUGAUAAUUUUUCCUUCCUAAAUGAUGAGACUAGAGAGAAGUUAGCCUGCCACUUGCAAGCGUUCUCUUCAAAGAACACGUUGCAGGUGUGAAUUCUCUUUGGCUUAAAAACCAAACUGAAUAUAAUUUUCCUUAUAUUUACUCCAUUUAACAUUGGCAUUUAGAUUAAGAGUCAUUCUGAGGCCAUGCCUAACAUUUUUAUCAGAUGUAUGCAAAUAAUGGAACCAUCAGUGAUCAUGCAGAGGUAAACUUUCAGAAUUAGUGUCUGUUAACUUGGUGUUACAACAUCAAAAUUCUUUAUACUUCUCAUACUCAAAUUCACAUUGUGAAAAUAAAUGCUUAGAAGAAAAGCAAUUUUAACUGUUUAAUUGCUAAAACUACUUUUCCUUGCUACUGCUAUGCAGCUGGAUAACUAUUUCCAAACUAAAUCACAAGCACGCUUUUCUGAUCCCUAUCUGCUGUGCAUGGUUAUGUGAUAUGCAGUUGGAGGCUUGCAAUGCUUUUUAUUUUGAAAGGAGAAGCUAAAUACUUUCGGAUAUUUUUAAAGAAAGAGUUAAAAAUAACUACCAUUUCUGCCUUUACAAUGUGAUCCCCAAAAGCCUUUCUAAACAAACAGUAGCUGGAAAAUGCUGAAAAUGAAUAAAUGGAAUCCCUGUCCUUAAAGACAUCCCAGCCUGGCAGAAAGAUGGAUAAGUAAACAGUGGGGUGCAGGAACUGAUACUGACCAUUGAUGGGCACAAAGUAUUAUGGGAACACAGAGAGCAGGCACUAACCUGCUUUAGGAAUGCCUGGGAUGAUUUACUAAGAGAACUGACGUGAAGGAUAGCAACUUGGAUCGGCCCAGAAGCCUUCCCUGGUACUCACCCAGGGCCUGAUGUAGAUGUCACUCGGUGGUCCCAGCAGCUUGUCACAGCUGACGGCACACUGCUUAUUAUUGGUUUACUUGUUCACCUUUCUCCACAAAAUGGUAAGCUCCUUAAAAGCAGGAACUUUGUCAUUGUAUCUACAGUGCCUGCUGAUGCAUAAGAACUAUCUGACAAGUAAAUAUAAGGGGUCUAGGAUGAUGAAAAGACUUCUUCUCUAAGACGGGCUGAUGUUUAAAGACAGUAUUUUAUGUCUGUACCAUGAUAUGUUUAAAGAAUGUGUAUUCGUGUUUGAAAUGCCAAUACCAAAUAUUAGAUGCAAGCACAGGGUCGGGAACCAUGGGAGAUGCAGAGACAAACAAGACACAAUCACUGCUCUCCAGAAACUUACAGUGUAAACUGGAGGCUUCACGGUCCCCACCAGGAUCUAAACAGGCACAUCUUUCAUGUGUUUGUAUUUUGGAGUUCCACAAAACACUUUUUUUGAAUACAGAGCUCCAUUUCGUUAAAAAAAAUUGACAACUCUGAUCAAGUAAAUAAGAAAGCUGCUUUAUAGGUAUAGAGUUUCCCCUUCCUUUUUAAGAUUAGAAGGAAAUUUAGAUGAAAGGAAUUGAGAAUUUACAUUUUUAGAUGUGUUCAUAUUUCUUUGGAUUUCAUCUUCGUUUUCCCUCACCAGUUGCCUUUUAGCACCUUUCUAAUAGGCAAUCUGUAGCAAUGUACAGAUGUUUACAAUAAUAAAAGUGCUCAUUCUUUCCUAUAUACUGCAAUAUCACAUAUUUGCUACUAUCCAGAAAAAGGUUCUACAUAUAUCCUUUCUGAAGUUACUGUGAAGUAUCUUCAAGAUCUAUACUUCAUGACGGUUAUUCUAAGGUGUUUAAUUCAAAACCACUACCUAAUUUCUCUAUAGCAUGUGGAAUUUAACAUCCCAUUUUCAAAACAGAAGAAUGGUUUAAAAUUAAUUGACUUAAGGAGCUGCAGACCCACAUACAGUGAAUCUUCUAUGAGGUUUACAGGAAAAAUGAGCCAAAAGACAUGUAAGUACAGUAUUCUUUAUUAUAAACAAUCAGAUAACAACAGUAUAAGUGUGCAUUUGAUGGAUAACCAAAGCCAAGUUAUUAUAAUAGAAAGCAUGACUUCACUCCAAUAGAAAGUUUCUUUGUUGUUGUUAAUCUGUUUUACAUUAAUUUGAAUUUAACAUAUGCUAGGAUCACCUAAACUUGUCAUACAGUUCUGCUAUUAAAAUCGUAACACGGAAAGACAAAAUGUGAAAUGCAUGUUAUAUUUUGCUUUAUUUGUUGAAUAUAUAUGUGUGUGUAUAUAUAUAUAUAUAUACACUAAAUAUUUGGGACACAUUCAAAGUUAAGCAGGUGCUUACAGUCUAUCAAGUGAUAUUUAUGAAAUGUUUUUGUUGCUGUUUUGUUGCUGUUAUGGGAACAUCCAUCUCCUUAGAAGACAAUAAAAAAGAGGAUUCUAAAUGCUAGGUGGUUGGCUAACUUCUCCUGAUUUAUACUGAGUGUAAAACAAAACAAAACAAA